AUGUCAACCCCUGCAGACACCUCAACCACACUUCUCUACUACUCCUCCCUGAUCGCCUUAACCCAGCAUCUCUGCACCGCCCUCGAGGCCCUCCUGCCACACUUCACCUACCGCGGCCAGCGCUGGGCACACCGCCGAAUCGCCAGCGACGUCGACGAAACGCGUUUGAUGCUGCGCACAGCCGCGGCGAAUCUCGGAACGGUCACGUCCCUGGCUGAGGCGGUUCUGGGCGAUGAGGUUGCGCGGCCGAAUCGGAGUUUGGGCGUUUCGGCAAGGAGGGAGACGCUGGAGGAGGAGGUUGAUGUGCUGGGUGUCAGGAUUGGGGAUUUGGAGGUAAGGGUUGCGGAGUUGGUGAGCUUGAGGAGGACGAUGGUGGCGCUUGCAGGGUUGGAGGAUUGA
Boeremia exigua is the source of this 399-nucleotide messenger RNA. RefSeq lists its product as uncharacterized. NCBI's taxonomy places the organism in Eukaryota, Fungi, Ascomycota, Dothideomycetes, Pleosporales, Didymellaceae. Bases 1 to 399 code for a protein of 132 amino acids. The transcript has a single exon. The record is from RefSeq and is a predicted model, not a curated record.